Messenger RNA from Eupeodes corollae, 3189 nucleotides. RefSeq names its product protein phosphatase PTC7 homolog. Lineage: Eukaryota; Metazoa; Arthropoda; Insecta; Diptera; Syrphidae. Bases 415 to 1317 code for a protein of 300 amino acids. The transcript has 5 exons. The record is from RefSeq and is a predicted model, not a curated record.
ACUCACUUCACUUUACUCACAGAUAUUUCUUCUGUUGGAUGGAGGUCGAUUUUUAAAAUAAUUAUAAUUCAUUUCGUAGUUAUCAUUCUCUGUUUAGUUAGCAAGCGAAUAAAUCGAAAUAAAAAUAAUUGUUUAUUCAACGCCCAAAAAAACAAAUUCGAAGUUAAAAUUAACGACAAAAAGUGUGCUCAAUAAAUUUUUUAAAUCAACUCAAAACGCAAUUUCAAGUCAAAAAGCAAUUUUAAGCAAAGAAGAAAAUGUCCAGCAAAUUUUUCCUCGACACGACGGAUUUUUUAUUCAUAAUCAUUUCUCCCUCAAUCGACCACGAAUUGAUUUUGUGUUAAUUUAAAGUUAAAAAAAAAGAACAAUCAAACAAAUUGUGUUUCCAUAAAUAAUUAAAAAAUAAAAUAUAAAAUGCAUUCGCUUAGCUGGACAUCGAGAUUGAUCUCACGGGCGCUCCGCAGUGGUUUUUCGACUUUAUUAGUGCCCAAUACGACAACCAAAUCCCGACCGCACUUUGUCUCGGUCGUUUGUGGUUUUCCAAAGGAUUUCCUCACAUCUAAAUAUAAGCCCGGCAAAUACGGAGAAGAUUCCUGGUUUAAGGCUUCCACAUCCACAGCAGACGUUUUAGGCGUAGCUGAUGGCGUUGGUGGAUGGAGAAGUUAUGGUAUUGAUCCAGGUGAAUUUUCCUCCUUCCUUAUGAAAACCUGCGAGCGUCUAGUCCAUUGUGUUAAUUUUAAUCCACAACGACCAGUAAACCUAUUAGCUUAUAGUUACUGUGAGCUGUUGGAACAGAAAAAACCUAUCUUAGGAAGCAGUACAGCUUGUGUUUUGGUACUAAAUCGGGAGAAUAGCACAGUUUACACAGCUAAUAUUGGUGAUAGUGGCUUUAUUGUUGUUCGUGAAGGUGAAAUUAUUCAUAAAUCUGAAGAGCAACAACAUUAUUUCAACACACCGUUCCAACUAUCGUUACCACCACCCGGACAUGGACACAAUGUCCUAAGCGAUAGUCCUGAAUCAGCAGACACCCUCAGCUUCCCAGUGAAGGAUGGUGAUGUGAUUCUUGUGGCGACUGAUGGAGUUUUUGAUAACGUGCCCGAGAAGCUUAUACUUGAUGUCCUUAAAGAUGUCGAGGGGGUUACCGAUCCCGUGAAACUUCAAAUGACUGCAAAUUCACUUGCGUUAAUGGCACGCUCUUUGUCUUUUGAUAGUGAAUUUAUGUCGCCUUUUGCAAUUAAUGCAAGGCGAAACAAUAUCAAUGCAACCGGUGGAAAGCCAGACGAUAUCACCGUGGUACUAGCAACCGUUUCGAUGUGAAAAUAAUAUUUUGUAACACUUACUAGUUUAUAUUCUUAAAAGGCAAAUUGAUUAAGAUAAAAUAUUCACCACCUGAAAAACUGGGGCGAUGUGGCCGGCGUGGCGUAGCGUCUUAAAUUCGUGGUAAUCGAUUUGCAAAAGUGAAAAAAAAAGAUCCAUAAGCUUUCUUUUUUCGAGCGUAGUAACUUUGGUUCAACGUUGUUACUUUAUUUUUGUGAUUUUUUCAUAACCAAACGACUGUUGUUCCAUUAUUACUUACUUUCCCUUAAACCCCUCCCCCCCUUCUCCCACUGUUGUAUAUUAUUUUUCUUUUUUUUUAGCUCAUAAGUUAGUAGCAGUAAAUAUAACUUUAAAUAUACAAAAAACAAAAAGUAGAAGCGAUAAAUUAAAAAAAAAAAAAACAAAAAUACACAAAUUAAAGGACUGAACGCAAGCACAGAACAUAAAUAUACAUUUAAAAAAGUAAACAAAAACAAAAGAAAACGAAGCUCGCUAUAGAAUGGCAAACAUAAUAAUAAAACAUAUAUGCAUAGUUAUUAAUUAGAAUUUAGAAAAUUAAAGAAAAACCUUAGUUUCAUAAGCGAGUUAUAAAAGUGAUGAUAAUGAUGAUGAUGAUGAGGAUGAUGACAGAGGAGCGUCUGUCUUCAUCGUCGUGUUGUUCCGUAACGCUGAUAUAAUCGAACGAGUGCUAUUUUCAAAUCAUUUUAGUUUGGUUAUAAUAAUUGCUUCCUAUACAUGCAAAAUAGAACUUUAAGUAUUUUUUUAAAUUUGAUUUAAGACUAUGUUUGUAUUAUGUGUGAGUAAAUGUUUUAUUUUAUUUUUUUUUUGUGAGAUUUGAAUCAUUUCUCCAUGAUGAUAGUCGAAGAACUUUUUCAAUCUAGAACUUGAACCUUUUGCUUUUUUUUUCAUCUUGGAAACUCCCGAACAAAAUUAGCUCUAGAAUGAUGGAAUUCUUAACUUAAGCUUGGAUGACAGAGAAUUUGUAUUCUUGCUUAACAACUUGCCAAUGCAAUAAAUUUACUCAUUUGUUCCUCUCAAUUGAAAUCUUCACUUUCAAAUCAUCUUACGAGUAUUUUUCAUUCCAUUGCAUUAUGUAUUUCAUGAUAUCAGCCUUCUCCCGAAUUCCAUUGUGAUUGGAAACUUUUUACUACGAGUCCCAAAAAAUAGCUUUUCUGUGACUCGGAAUAGUUUUCGAUUAUGAUGAUUGAAUUCAUGAUGAAUUUAACAUUUCUGAAAGUAACUAUUUUGUCAAUUAGAGCUACCUUAAAAUAAAAUUUCGUUUCAUUUUUUGACUGUCAAUAAUUAUUAUUAGUUCUUCUUUAUUCUUUUUUUUAUAAUUAUAAUUCAGUCUGCCUAAUAUUUAGGUUUUUGUUGAUAAUAUUGAUACUGAUUUGUGUUUUUGUGGCUAUUUUUUUUAUUUGUUUAUAAUUACACAAAGAUACUUCACCUGCAAGGAAGAAAAAUGCGGUUUGAAUGAAUGUGAGUAUGUAGUUCAGUUGUUUAAAUAAAAAAAUCAUUAACAGAGAUAUUCGAGAAAAAAUAGUAAUCCAUAAUAAAUUAUAUCAAAUAACUUUCAAAACAUUGUUAAAUUUAAAAAUAGACCUAUGAAUAAUUUUUUUUCGGAAAACCACACAACAUAAAAUUAUGCAGAUUGAUACCCAACAAAUUAUUGGAAACAAGAUUAAAAUUUAAGAAAAACAAAAUAAAACUAAUUAUGUAUUAAAGAAAAACAAAUUUAAACGAUUAUUAAUUAAUUAUUAUAAUGCGAUCAUGUUAAGCUAGCUAGAUCAAUGAGAUAUAUACAUUAAAAUAGAAAAUAACAAUAAAGAUCAAAUUGAAAAAACAAUAAAUAAAAACAAAUUAAAAAUAAUA